This is a messenger RNA of Bicyclus anynana (squinting bush brown), 657 nucleotides long. Its product is annotated as zinc finger HIT domain-containing protein 3. The transcript has 3 exons. The record is from RefSeq and is a predicted model, not a curated record. NCBI's taxonomy places the organism in Eukaryota, Metazoa, Arthropoda, Insecta, Lepidoptera, Nymphalidae. Gene Ontology annotation, molecular function: protein binding. The coding region runs from base 210 to 605 and encodes 131 amino acids.
UGUCAAUAUGUCUGUGAAAUUGUCAGAAACAAAUGCAUUUGUUUUGUAUUUUUUUACAAUAAAUUUUAAAGCCUUAAAGAAGAAUUGAGAUGAAUAAAUUUUAAAAAUCAAAUUAAAUUCAGCAACAAAGUAAAUAUAAAUAUAACUAUAAUAUAAUCCAAUUUAAGGAAAAAGCUACAGUGUGCCUAUAUAAAUUAAAAAUUUGUAUUAUGAGUUGCGUUCAGUGCAAGGGUUCAAAUUCAAAAUAUAAGUGUCCCACAUGUAGGGCACCCUAUUGCUCAAUGGUCUGCUGCAAACUGCACAAGGAAGCUCCAUGCUCGCCACCUCCGCCUCCAGAGCCUCCACAAGUUGAGCCUAAAGAACAACCUUUUGAGUAUGAUUUUCCUACAGAAGACACUGUUUCUAUUGAAAAACUAAAAUUACUAGAAGAGUCAAAAGAAUUGAAUAAAUGUUUAGAAAAUCCUCACGUAAGAGAAAUUCUGAAAAUACUAGACAGUGCACCACAUCCAGAUGUUUUAAUAAAUGAAUACAUGCGAGAGCCAAUAUUUACUGAGUUUGCAGAUGCUUGUUUGAAUGUUGUUCAGAAUAAAAGUGAAGAGACAUAAUACUUAAUUAUUUUAGGUAAACUGGUUUUUAUUAAUAAGACAGAAAGCAUUA